AAAAAACCAGACUUGUCCAUUUUUCUUGUAAAGAAAUAAGGAGACUUUAGUCUGAUAAAUCUAUAGCUUCUCCGACCGAGGAGGAUUCGAUUCGAUUCGAUGAAGGCUUCUCGAGUGUUGGCGGCUGCGGCGGGGAGGGUUGGACCGGCGAUAAGGAAGCAAGUGUUAACCUUAACGGACGAAGCUGCCUCUAGGGUUCAUCACCUCUUGCUUCAGAGGCAAAAACCUUUCCUCCGAUUGGGCGUUAAAGCAAGAGGCUGCAACGGUUUAUCAUAUACUCUCAAUUACGCAGAUGAGAAAGGGAAAUUUGAUGAGCUGGUGGAAGAGAAAGGUGUGAGGAUCCUUGUGGAACCAAAGGCCUUAAUGCAUGUGAUUGGAACAAAGAUGGAUUUUAUCGACGAUAAACUAAGAUCAGAGUUUGUGUUCAUCAAUCCAAACUCGCAAGGUCAAUGCGGGUGUGGUGAAUCGUUCAUGACAACAUCUACUUCCUCGAGUGCUAAACAGAGUGGAUAGUGUUGCUGCUGCACUAUCUUAUAGUACUUGACAAACAAGUCCGGUCGUUGCUCAUUAUAUAUUCCUGAAGCUUGUGAUUUGUGGAGAGAUCAAUUAAUGUAUUCUUUAUAACACAAAAGUUAUAAUAAAAUGUUGGAUUAUGUAAAAAGUAAUUGAUCUUAGAAUCAGGAAUUUUCG
Raphanus sativus (radish) is the source of this 690-nucleotide messenger RNA. RefSeq names its product iron-sulfur assembly protein IscA-like 1, mitochondrial. Lineage: Eukaryota; Viridiplantae; Streptophyta; Magnoliopsida; Brassicales; Brassicaceae. Gene Ontology annotation, cellular component: mitochondrion; cytoplasm. The coding region runs from base 100 to 513 and encodes 137 amino acids. The record is from RefSeq and is a predicted model, not a curated record. The transcript has 3 exons. Gene Ontology annotation, biological process: iron-sulfur cluster assembly. Gene Ontology annotation, molecular function: 2 iron, 2 sulfur cluster binding.